Molecule: messenger RNA, 3072 nt
Organism: Bipolaris maydis ATCC 48331
Lineage: Eukaryota; Fungi; Ascomycota; Dothideomycetes; Pleosporales; Pleosporaceae
Biological process (GO): nucleoside metabolic process
Molecular function (GO): protein binding; catalytic activity
Source: RefSeq, a predicted model, not a curated record
AUGCCGCGCCAGCUACGUCGAGAAGACUAUACAGUAGGAUGGGUGUGCGCGCUGCCCAUUGAACUGGCGGCUGCGCAGGAGAUGCUCGACGAAGAGCACCCCGACCUCAAGCCCGACGCGUCCGAUAACGACGAGAACCUAUAUGCGUUAGGCUCGAUUGGUGGCCACAAUGUCGUUAUUGUGUGUCUGCCUGCCGGUCAGAUUGGCAACAACCCAGCGGCUGCGGUGGCAAUGCAGAUGCGAGCGACGUUCAAGAAGAUCCGGUUUGGACUGAUGGUGGGCAUUGGCGGCGGCGUCCCGAAUGCAGAAGAUGUCCGGCUAGGGGACGUAGUGGCUAGCCAGCCUCAUGGGACGUUUGCUGGAGUGGUACAGUAUGACAUGGGCAAAAAGACACCAAGCGGCUUCGAGCGUACAGGGUCGCUAAAUGCGCCGCCAAAGAUACUGUUGGCAGCUAUUGCCAAAGUACAGUCGAACGAGCUGCGCGGCAAAAGCAAACUAUCUGAGUACGUUGCUAAACUAGAGAGCAAUGCUCGGUUUCAGCGGAACAAGGCCGGGCCCGACGUGCUAUUCGAAGCAGCGUACGAUCAUGAAGCAGACGAUCAUGAAGCAGGGCAGACGUGCGACGGGUGCGACCCUAACAGGCAAAUCAUUAGACAUACUCGUCAGAGUACGAACGAAAUCGUGGUACACUAUGGGACUAUCGCUUCUGGCAACCAGGUGAUGCGGAGCGCUAUAGAGAGAGACGAGGUUAGCAAGGAGCUUGGUGGGGUGUUAUGCUUUGAGAUGGAGGCGGCAGGGCUGAUGAACAGCUUCCCGUGUCUAGUAGUCCGCGGUAUAUGCGACUAUGCGGACUCGCACAAGAAUAAGCGGUGGCAGCCGUAUGCCGCUGCCGUCGCCGCUGCAUACGCCAAGGAAGUGCUGUUAGUGAUACCGCCAGCAGAGGUGGCCGAGUUGCGCACAGCAGAAGAGGCUACACAAUUCACAAAACACAACUCUGAACGCCCUCGUAGUCCUAUUGCCAAACGUAGGAAGAUUGAGGGGAUAGAAGACUUGGGGAUUGACACUGUAGACCAGCAGGAAUCCGCUUUACCAAGCAAAUCACAAAGAGAGCGAACAGAUAAGACGUCGACACAACUCUCACCUCAGCAACACGAUUGCCUUAGAUCACUCUCUUUUCCGGAGCAAGAACAUCGGUUCCAUGACAUUCAUACCGCCGUCGAUACCUGCGAAUGGCUUUUUGAACAUCCAGGGUACCAAACCUGGAUGGAAAGUGACUCGGGACUCUUUUGGAUCAAGGGAGAUCCUGGCGCGGGCAAGUCUGUGCUUAUGAAACAUUGCGUUAAGCGAAUGCGUGAGCGCAGUCCUGACAACCUUGUUGUUUCUUUCUUCUUCCAUGGCCAAGGGAAGCCCUUGCAGAAGACAUCGUUGGGGUUAUUCCGCGCGCUGUUAAGCUCAAUGCUCGAACAUUUUCCAGAAAAUCUAACUCGGCUAGCUGCUAAGUGUACAGAGAACGAGAAACGAUACGGCAGACACGCAUGGGAAUGGACCGAGAACGAACUCCAAGAGGCUUUUUCUAAUACACUAUCAGAGGCUACUCGCCGUCAGCGUGUUGUCAUCUUUAUCGAUGCACUUGACGAAUGUGGGGAAGACCCCGCAAAGAGUUUAUUGGCAUACUUCAAAGACGUGACCUACCGGACAAAAAGUAAGAAUGCGCAAUUCAAAGUAUGUAUUUCUUCAAGGCACUACCCGAUCCUUGCGCUUGAUACCAUACCCUCAGUACAAGUGGAGAAGAUGAAUGGCCAGGAUAUACGAUGGUACGUCCGGGAGCGAUUGAAAGACAUCACGCCAGAGACAAAGCGUGAGCAGAUCCAGGCUGAAAUUCUAUCCAAAUCCAAUGGUGGAUUCCAAUGGGUGUUCCUUGUGACCAGAGGAAUAAUUGACAAAACUUUGACUGGCACUAAAGCAGAGAAGCUUCUCGAAGAAAUCGCCACCUGCCCAAAAACACUGAGCAAAAUGUACGAAACGAUUCUCAAUGGAGUUCCAGCAGCGAGUCAGCAUCAAAUGGCAAAGAUAUUUCAGUGGGUACUCUUCGCCGAAAGACCCCUGUCUGCCCAAGAGCUUCGGGAUGCGCUUGCUGCCGACAAAGACAUGAGUUAUAGGACUGUUCGUGAUCUUCGAACCCACGAGGGUUGGUCCGACACUUUGGUCGAGUUCGAGAGAUACGUCAAGCACAUUUCUAGAGGUCUAAUCUGCUUCCAAAGCCGCGAAUUAUGGGAGCAAUAUGAACUCAAUGGACCAGACUCAGACCGCGAGGCUCAACUUAUCCAUCAAUCGGUCGCCGAUUUCCUAACAGAAAAGUUUGCUAGUCUCUUUGGCAAUCAUUUACCCGCAGCACAUUCUUUGAUAGGAUCUAGUCAACUACAGAUAUCAAGGUCUUGUCUUCGGUACAUGAUUUUGGAAGAUGUACUGGAGGAUGCUACUCUUCCAAGAGGUACAAUUUCAUCGAAGUACCCAUUAGCGCCAUACGCCAUACGGUUCCUGUUUACGCACAUCAAGAAAGUUGAACAAGAAGGAAUCCUUCAAUCUGACUUGCUUUCUGUAAUGCAAUGGACGCCAAACUCUGAGAUUAUGCGCAAGCUUGCCACUCUGUGGAGAACUCUCGACCCAAAUAGCCGGUACAAGCCUCGCGAAUGGCCAUUCAUUCAAGCAACGGCUUUGCAUGUCUCCGUAGCCUUUGGAUCUAUGAGUGCGGUCGAUAUACUGCUAGAGUCAGGUUUCAAAGAAUUUGAAGGCAGAGACGCUGACGGAAAUACACCAUUGAUGCUCGCCAUCACAGAGGGCCACCAGGACAUCGCUUUAGUGCUGCUAGAUCGAGUAGUCGACUGCAGAGGCCAACAUGGACAGCCUGAUGCCGACGCGGAGUGCGAUGUCACGUCUACUCCAGUGGCAUGCGCUACCGUCAUCAACUCAGAGAACAACGUCAGUGAAACAGCACUCGAUCUUGCCCUAGAGUAUGAUAUGACUGCGGUCAUCGUCAAACUCAUAGAAACAGCUGCUCAGCGCUGGGGCUAA